Molecule: messenger RNA, 3248 nt
Organism: Cyprinodon variegatus (sheepshead minnow)
Lineage: Eukaryota; Metazoa; Chordata; Actinopteri; Cyprinodontiformes; Cyprinodontidae
Gene: smad5
Product: mothers against decapentaplegic homolog 5
Exons: 7
Coding region: 778-2172 (464 amino acids)
Biological process (GO): BMP signaling pathway; anatomical structure morphogenesis; SMAD protein signal transduction
Cellular component (GO): heteromeric SMAD protein complex
Molecular function (GO): I-SMAD binding; DNA-binding transcription factor activity, RNA polymerase II-specific; RNA polymerase II cis-regulatory region sequence-specific DNA binding
Source: RefSeq, a predicted model, not a curated record
ACUGCACGGACUGAUUGGAGAGUCCGCAUUCCUAACAGUACACACUCCGUGAGAAGAGUUUUCGCCUGCGAAAACGGAUGCUAAUCUGAAGGAGCUUGAUGGAUUAAUUAAAAUUAAACGAAUUAGUGACGCGGGAAUUGUUGAAGUCUCGAACAAGCGACAACAAAGGGCAACAACACAUCAAACCACAGAGCUCCAGACUGAGUGGAGCCAGCAACUUCUGCGAGAGAGACGUCCCAGAGCCUCAGCACGACCACCGUAAGACUAAGCGUGGAGGAUCAGAAGACUAACGCUACACUUUGUGGGAAGGCAGCCUCCAGAAGAGCAAUGUUGGUUUCCUUUUAAAUCGUGUGUCAGACGUUUGCCGGUGAGACCUGCUGCUGCGUUCUGAUCUCAGCUCCCUCCAUUUGCACCCCCACCUCUUCCCAUCAUCGGUGUUGACCCUUCUCCGGACAGCUUGCUGGAGGGCCCUUCCUGACCAGGAGCAGCUGCGUCCUGCUUGCUGACUCCCGUUCCUCCCUUGCUUCCUGUCCUUGGUCAGACAAGGCUAAAGCCUCCUCUGCGUUUGCCCCACCCAUCAUCUCUGCUGGCCUCCUGUUCUCUGGUACACUUGUAUUCACGCCCUCAAGCCGUUGUUCAUCGCUCAUCCAGACUUUUUAAGAGUAUUUUUGCUGUUUGGAGAUCAAAGGCGAGGAGCUUUUUAAUCGCCUAGGACAAACCGGGACUGACCAAAAAAUCCCAAAGAACCUCCUUUCCAACUAUUUCAUAGCUGGCAGCAUGACUUCAAUGUCAAGUCUGUUCUCUUUUACCAGUCCUGCAGUCAAACGGCUGCUCGGCUGGAAGCAAGGGGAUGAGGAGGAGAAAUGGGCAGAGAAGGCAGUGGAUGCGCUUGUGAAGAAACUGAAGAAGAAGAAGGGCGCCAUGGAGGACCUGGAGAAAGCCCUGAGCUGUCCGGGACAACCCAGCAAAUGUGUUACCAUUCCAAGAUCGCUGGACGGUCGGCUCCAGGUUUCCCACAGGAAAGGCCUCCCUCAUGUCAUCUACUGCAGAGUGUGGCGCUGGCCGGACCUGCAGUCCCACCAUGAGCUAAAACCUCUGGAGGUGUGCGAGUACCCAUUUGGCUCCAAACAGAAGGAGGUCUGCAUCAACCCUUAUCACUACAAGCGAGUGGAGAGUCCUGUCCUGCCACCCGUCCUGGUACCGAGGCACAGCGAAUUCAACCCACAGCACAGCUUGCUUGUACAGUUUCGUAACCUCACCCAUAACGAGCCACACAUGCCCGGGAACGCCACCUUUCCAGACUCCUUCCCGCAACCACACAGCGGCAACAGCAACGGAGGAGGAGGAGGAUCUUUCCCCAUUUCUCCAAAUUCUCCAUAUCCUUCUUCUCCAGCCAGCAGCGGUACCUAUCCAAACUCUCCAGCCAGCUCGGGGCCUUCCAGUCCAUUCCAACUCCCAGCUGACACCCCGCCCCCGGCCUACAUGCCCCCCGAGGAGCAGCUGGGUCAGGACAGCCAGUCCAUGGAAACGAGCAGCGGCAUACCUAGAGAUGUUCAACCAGUGGAGUAUGAGGAGCCGAGCCACUGGUGCUCUAUUGUCUACUAUGAACUAAACAACCGCGUCGGAGAGGCCUACCACGCCUCGUCCACCAGCGUGCUCGUGGACGGCUUCACCGACCCCUCCAACAACAAGAACCGCUUCUGCCUCGGACUGCUGUCCAACGUCAACCGUAAUUCCACCAUCGAGAACACCCGCAGGCACAUCGGCAAAGGUGUGCACCUGUACUACGUGGGAGGAGAGGUGUACGCAGAGUGUCUGAGCGACACCAGCAUCUUUGUCCAGAGCCGUAACUGUAAUUACCACCACGGCUUCCAUCCCACCACCGUGUGUAAGAUCCCAAGUGGAUGCAGCCUGAAGAUUUUUAACAACCAGGAGUUUGCUCAGCUCCUGACUCACUCGGUGAAUCACGGCUUUGAGGCCGUGUACGAGCUCACCAAGAUGUGCACUAUAAGGAUGAGCUUUGUCAAGGGCUGGGGAGCAGAGUAUCACCGACAGGAUGUGACCAGCACCCCCUGCUGGAUUGAGGUGCACCUGCACGGGCCUCUCCAGUGGCUGGAUAAAGUGCUGACACAGAUGGGUUCACCUCUGAACCCCAUCUCCUCUGUGUCCUAAUAACAGACUUCUGGGAGCUUAGAAGACCUUCUACCUUUCUGUUUUCUAUUAUCGUUUUUAUCUUUUUAACCUCCCCUCCUUUACCAUCAUUUGUAAUUUAAAGCUGUCUUACAGGCUGAACUGUUUACACUUACCUUUGGAAGGGAUGUAAAACUCUCACAGGAAACGAUCAACAGUCUCAGCUAGAAUCCAGUUCAUAUAUGUAAUAAAAAAAAAACAAAUGUUGCAAGAAAAUAUCUUGAGGAAAACCCAAGUUACACCACCAUGGACACACUACUGCUCGACAAUGCUGCAAUGUAGAAGAAUUUAGGUCUGAAUCCUUCAGAGGAUGAUUAGACAUUGGUUACAUUCAUUCUUUUUUGUUUUGUUUGGAUUUUUUUUCUUUUUUUUUUUUUCUUUAUUUGUAGUUUAUAAUUGAGCAGAACAGUUUCCCCACUCUGCUUUUUCUACCAGAGAAUUUGAAAUUUUUUGAAACACUUUUCUUGUUUCUUACAUUGUCGUUUCUGUGUCGGUUAUUUCAGUUAAGAUAUAGAAACAAACAUGUUUACCGUUAGACUCUGAUAUAACAAAUGCUUUUUUUAGUCUCUACUGCUAGAAAUGAACACUGAGCUACUGCUUUUAAAAAAGUUCUGUAUGCCAAUGUGAUAGUUUUUUUUUCUUUUGAUAUGGGAGAUCACUGAACAAGAUUAACAUGCCAUAAGCUAACAUUGCUAAUGUUACAUCUGUUGCCAUAGAGGUAGGUAUGGUGAAACCACAGAGUGAGCACCACCAUUAUUGAGGCUUGUUUGUACUUGCAAGUUUAAGUAAGAGUGGCUGUUUUUUUUUCCAGACUCACUGUAUUAACAAUAUUGUGCACUCAUAGGUUUUGUGGAGGCAUAUUAAAUUUUGGCUUGGGUACCAAGGCAUUAUGUUAAUUUACUUUGUUAGCUCAAUAAAAUAAAAUGGUAUUUCUUAAUAGUUGUUUUGCUUCUGUGCUCCAGUGAAGUUUAAUUCCCUGUUUGAUGUAACACUAUUAAUUGUUUUACUCAUUAGAAACUGUUUUUUUUUUAUAUACCACGUCAUCCUCAAGUUCUUAA